AUGUCCAACAAAAUUAAACCUCAGAGAGGUUUGCGGCAAGAAGAUCCGUUAUCGCCCUAUCUUUUUAUAAUAGCGGCAGAGGUCUUUACUAUCCUAAUGAAUGAAGUUCAACAGAAAAAUCUAAUCUCUGACAUUAAACUUGCACCAACAGCCCCAUCUAUAACAUACUUACUUUUUGCUGAUGAUUGUAUUAUUUUUGCUGAAGCAAAAGAAGAGGAGGUUUAUCAGAUUAUUCAAGUACUUAAUCAAUACACUGAAGCCUCGGGUCAGCGAAUAAAUUUGGAGAAAUCAGGCAUUUCUUUUGGAAGUAUUAUUCCUAUUCAAACUAGGGCCAAUAUAGAGGAGAUCUUAUGUAUGGCAGCUUGGGAAAAUCCUGGAAAGUACGUUGGACUACUAGCUAGAUGGGAAAUAUCAAAGAACAAAGCUUUGGAAUGGAUAGAGGAGAAGGUUAUGAACAAAAUGGAAGGAUGGAAGGAGAAAUUGUUGAACCAAGCUGGAAAAGAGGCAGUAUAUUUUUCCAACAACAAUUUUUGGAAAGCUAGAGCGCAUAGAGGUGCAUCAUGGGUCUGGAGAAACAUUUUAGAAGGCAGGAAUUUUCUUAGAAGAAAAGGAAGCUGGAGCAUUGGAAAUGGAUCUGAAGUAGAGGUUUGGGGGGACAAUUGGGUUGAAGAAAAACACAGAUUGGAAGCACCAGAGAAUGCGAGAAGAAUGAAAGUUAAAGAGUUGUUAGUUGAAGGACAAGGAUGGGAUGCUAAUAAAGUUCACACCCUUUUUCCGAUUUACUUGUCUGAAAGAAUACUAAGAACACCUGUCAGCUUAGUGGAUAAGAAUGAUACUUUAAUUUGGCCAUAUAAGAUGGAUGGAGAUUACACAAUCAAGACAGGGUAUUAUGCAGCAAAAGAGGAAAAAAAGGAAGGAAGAGGGAGAGAAUGCAUCAACAAGCACAGAUCUUACAGCUCUUUGGAAAGAGAUUUGGAGAAUGCAAGUUCAACAAAAAGUAAAAUAUUUUCUCUGAAAGGCAGCACAAAACAUAAUAGCAGUUAA
Arachis duranensis is the source of this 1044-nucleotide messenger RNA. RefSeq lists its product as uncharacterized. The transcript is spliced from 2 exons. The coding region runs from base 1 to 1044 and encodes 347 amino acids. The record is from RefSeq and is a predicted model, not a curated record. NCBI's taxonomy places the organism in Eukaryota, Viridiplantae, Streptophyta, Magnoliopsida, Fabales, Fabaceae.